UUUCUGGCAUCAUCUCAACGUAGAGCACAUCUCAAGACAUUCCUUUCCUUCAGCAAGGUUCUUGGAGGAUUACGGCCGGAAUGUUUGUUCCACAUGUGGUUUCGUUUAUGCUAGAAGAUGGAAAUUUUGUCGUCGUACUCAAGGCGCCGGUAAACCUCGCUGUAGAGGUCCGAUGAUAGCUCCAAGUGAGUCUGAGUUUGUUUCCCCCACUUCGUCACCUCGCGGGUCUGCAGCUGGUUAUGUGUCAGUUCAAGGGUCUAGCAACGUGUCAGCUCUAGUGCCCCCUAUUUCGGUCACUGAAGUUGAGAAUGAUGUCACAGUGGAUGUUGAAGACUUGGCUCUGGAGGGUGUAAAAGCAGCUUUGAAUCUUGGCUGUCAAUCUGGUCUGAAUGAAGCUGAUGUGUUUCAAUCAAUCAUGGAUGAAAUCUCAACUUUAUCGGUCACUUCGGUCUGCCAUAUACCUAGCUGUGUGCGGCCUCUCUUGGCUGAGAUUCUGUCUUUCGAGUUUCAACAGGCUGUCAGGAAUAACCUGUGGGGCUUUGUUCGACUUUCCCUUUUUGCCAAGGCAGUUUUGAGAAUACCAUCUCGUGGGGGCAGGAAGAAAAGGCGUGUGGUGAGUGCUUGCCUAAUAUCUCGAAUGAAACAGUGGCAAUCUGGAGAUCUUGUUUCUUUGUGGAUCGAGGCUAGAAGAGCGGCUUCUGGUCGUGUUUUCAAUAAAACUGGAUCGUCGUUGGCUCAAAGGAACGUACGUCACGCCUUAUUUUUGAGCAGAGAAGGCAGAUAUGCAGAUGCUAUGCGGUCAUUGAGCUCCAAUGGUUGCGCCCCCUCUCACGAUCAGAAGGCCUUCGAAGAACUCCAUCAUAGGCAUCCGUUCAACCCACCUCCCACCUGGUCUGACGAUAUUCCUUCACCUUUAUGUGUCACUUCAGUUUCAGUUUUAGAGGCUUUGAAAGCAUUUCCUCGAGCCUCUAGUCCUGGGUUCUCCAAGCUUCGUGCGCAACACCUUCUUGAGGCAGUCCUGGGUUCAUCCACACCAUCUGCGCAAGAUUGCCUUGAGAGUUUGACUAGAUGGGUCAAUCUGGCCUUGUCAGGAAACAUGGACAGACGAAUAGCACCAUGGCUCACAGGAGCCCCACUAACAGCUUUAUACAAGAAGCAGGAAGGUGGAGGUAUAAGGCCAAUUGCCGUGGGAGAAACACUUCGCCGGUUGAUUGGUCGUGUAUGCUGUUCAGCCGUGAAAUCUAAGCUUCCAGAUAUUUUCUUGCCAUAUGGCCAGGUAGGUGUGGGCAUCCCAGGUGGUCUCGAGGCAGCGGUACAUUCACUUUCCAGCUUUAUUGACACUUUUGGAGAUGAUCCCAACUUAUGCUGCCUCAAACUGGAUAUGUCCAAUGCUUUCAACAAUUGUGACCGUACUACUUUUCUGCGACGUCUUCACAGAGAGCUUCCUGAGCUUUUUGGAUGGGUGCAGUGGAGCUAUCACAAACCCGCAGAACUUCGUUUUGGCAACCGAAAACUCACUUCUUCUACUGGUGUUCAGCAAGGCGACCCUCUGGGUCCUUUGCUUUUUUCCUUGGUCAUUCUAGAUUUAGUUGAUGAAAUUGGGCCAUUAAAUGACAUCAACUUAAAGUUGUGGUACCUAGAUGAUGGAAAUUUUGUUGGACAUCGUUGCAAGGUAGCUUCACUCCUAGAGCAGAUGAAAUCUAAAGGGUCUAGAUAUGGUCUUCAGCUGAACAUGUCCAAGUGUGAGAUAUUCUGGCCUUCUGGAAACCAGUCCUUUCCGGAAUUUCCGUCAGAUGUGGAACGCGUCGUCGACACAAAGGGUGGUGCUGAUUUUCUGGGCUCUCCUCUCUGGGGAUCUGAGGUCUUUUUCAAUACUAGCCUUUCAACUCGUAUUGACAAAAUCUGGGAAAGUCAACAACGCCUGCAAGAUAUUGAAGAUCCUCAGGUAGAAUUACUUUUACUGAGAUCAUGUCUGUCUUUGUGCAAACUAAACCACAUACUCAGGACGGUUCCACCUGACAAAGUCCUUGGCCAACUUCAAUCUUUUGACAUCAACUUACGGAAGACUCUGGAAUCAAUAGUAGAUUGUUCCUUAUCAGAAAGCUCAUGGCAACAAGCUACACUCCCCAUUCGCCUGGGGGGCUUGGGUUUGAGGGAAGCUUCUCGAUGUCACCCCGCAGCCUAUCUUUCCAGUUGUAACUCUUCUCGUCACUUGGCAUCUUACCUUCUAUCCAUGAGCAGCCAGUGGAACAUGUCAUAUUCCGAUGAGGGCCAGGCGAGUGUGUUUCCAGGGGAGUCUACGGCCCAAGAUUUUUUGCAACUCCUUUUACCAGAUAACAACCACAAAAUUGAUUCCACCAGUCAGCAUCAGUUGCAACUUCGGUUGGACUCUGCUUUAUGGUCUUCACUCAAAGAAUCGGCGAGCAUAAGGGAUCGAGCUCGACUGAAUACCAUUUCUGGUCAACACACUGGGGCAUGGCUACGGGCAAUACCGAACCCGAAUCUCGGCCUUUCCAUGCCCAAAAGAGAGUUUAGUGUGGCACUACGGAUAUGGUUGGGUAUCCCCAUUUUCCCUUCCCCAAACUCCAAACGCUGCCCUUGUGGUAACAUUAUUGAUAAGUUUGGUGACCAUCUAUUGGGAUGUAAUCAAGGACAGAGUUUGACAACGAAACGUCAUGAUGCUCUAUGCGAAGUGGUGUACAACGCACUGCUUACAGAUGAUUCUCGUUGUCGUCGGGAGGCAAGAUGUAGCAGUAGCAACCAAACAAGACCAGGAGAUGUUUAUCAUCCAGAUUUCGAGCGCGGUUUGCCUGCCUACUUUGACUUAUCGGUACGAAGUUCCUUACAACCGUCUUUUCUCACUCAAGCAGCAAGUCAUCCAGGUGCAGCAUCUGAUGCAGGAGAGAUGGAAAAGGACGAACGACAUCACCUGAAUGUGUCCAGCACAGGCAGCCUUUUUCAUCCGCUAGUAGUAGAGACUCUGGGUCUCUGGACAGCUGCUAGCCUUCAAGUGCUCAAGAUCAUAGCACGUAGAGCUUCGUUUAAACAUAAUGUUUCAAUUAGCCAGUCUGUUUGUCAUUUUCAUCAGCAACUCUCUACUAGACUGUGGUGUAGCAACGCUAAAAUGAUACUAGCUAGAUGUAGUUUAGAUGGUACUGCUAGUCCCCUAUGGGACCUAUAAUA
Molecule: messenger RNA, 3183 nt
Organism: Corticium candelabrum
Lineage: Eukaryota; Metazoa; Porifera; Homoscleromorpha; Homosclerophorida; Plakinidae
Exons: 1
Coding region: 173-3181 (1002 amino acids)
Source: RefSeq, a predicted model, not a curated record